Talaromyces rugulosus is the source of this 3546-nucleotide messenger RNA. RefSeq lists its product as uncharacterized. The record is from RefSeq and is a predicted model, not a curated record. Gene Ontology annotation, cellular component: nucleus; spindle microtubule. NCBI's taxonomy places the organism in Eukaryota, Fungi, Ascomycota, Eurotiomycetes, Eurotiales, Trichocomaceae. Bases 1 to 3546 code for a protein of 1181 amino acids. Gene Ontology annotation, molecular function: plus-end-directed microtubule motor activity; ATP binding; microtubule binding. The transcript has 4 exons. Gene Ontology annotation, biological process: mitotic spindle assembly; microtubule-based movement.
AUGCCGGUGCAGCAUUCGCGGCCUGCCUCUGGCCUGGCUGCCAAAAAGCCUUCAUUGCGGCAGCCCUCACGGCGAAUAGCCUCAACUGUGUCCGAGAGACCAAAUUCAAUGACAGAGGCACUCAAGCCGUCCAAUACGAACAUCAUGCGCCUUCAACGAUCGCCUAGUUCGCAAUCCGUGGUGGCGGGAGCAAAGCGGAAGGAAAGGGAGUUUGAACCCAGUUCUAUCGGAGAUACCAGCAUACAUGUCGUUGUUCGCUGCCGCGGGCGGAAUGAUCGCGAGAUCACAGAGAACAGUGCCGUGGUCGUGUCAGCAGACGGUGACAAUGGGAUCGAUUUAUCCAUGGGCCCAAAUGCCUUGAGCAACAAAACAUACCGCUUUGACAAGGUCUUUUCGCCUGCAGCAGACCAGUCGACACUCUACGAAGAUGUUGUCACUCCCCUUUUGAAUGAGAUGCUUUCUGGGUAUAACUGUACUAUUUUCGCAUAUGGACAAACAGGCACAGGAAAGACCUAUACCAUGUCCGGUGACAUGACCGAUACCCUGGGAAUUUUGUCCGAGAAUGCAGGAAUCAUUCCGCGUGUGCUAUAUUCUCUGUUCCAGAAGCUGGAGGAAAAGGAGUGCACUGUUAAAUGCUCCUUCAUCGAACUCUAUAACGAAGAACUUCGAGAUUUGCUAUCGUUCGACGACAAAUCGAACUUGAAGAUUUACGAAAAUGAGUCGAAAAGAGGCCACAACGGCAGUACCUUGGUGCAAGGCAUGGAAGAGCACUUCAUACACUCUGCCACCUCGGGAAUCAAACUUCUUCGGAGCGGCAGCCACAAGCGUCAAGUGGCAGCUACCAAGUGCAACGAUCUCAGCUCGCGAAGCCAUACCGUUUUCACCAUCACCACGUCAGUGAAGCGUACGACGGAAUCAGGCGAAGAGUAUAUCAGCACUGGAAAACUAAACCUGGUUGAUCUUGCUGGCAGCGAGAAUGUCCAGCGCAGUGGAGCAGACAAUAAACGUGCGGCUGAGGCCGGUCUUAUUAACAAAAGUCUGUUGACUUUGGGCCGAGUAAUCAACGCCCUGGUGGAUAAGGGCUCACAUAUCCCGUACCGAGAGUCGAAACUCACACGAUUACUCCAAGAUUCGCUUGGAGGCCAGACAAAAACUUGCAUCAUUGCUACGAUUUCACCUGCUCGAAACAACUUGGAGGAGACCAUUUCGACACUUGACUACGCCUUCCGGGCCAAGAACAUCCGCAACAAACCGCAAGUCAACUCUACGCUCCCCAAAAAGACACUUCUCAAAGAAUAUACCAUAGAAAUUGAGCAACUUAAGAGCGACCUUAUUGCAACAAGACAUCGCAAUGGUGUUUAUCUAUCCACCGAAGCGUACGAAGACAUGAAGGUCGAGAGUGAAUCCCGCCGAAUCAUCCUCGAAGAACAGCGUGCCAAGGUUGAAAGCAAAGAAGCGAGUUUGAAACACAAGACUGAGGAAUUAUUUGCGUUGACAAGUAAUUUCAACAACCUAAAGAAGGAUAACGACGAAACCCGCGCGGCGUUGGAUGAGACAAAUGAUGUACUGGAGCAAACCGAAAUAGUCCUUCGUGACACGAAAAGAGAGCUCAAGCAAGAGGAAGUGCUGCGCAAAGCACAUCAAGAGACUGAGGGUCAACUCCAUGAAGUCGGCACAGACCUUUUGUCUAAAUUGGACCAGACUGUCGAGCAUGUCAAUGGUCUUCAUCUUAAACUGCGUCGCAAGUCUGAUCUCCACAGCCUUAAUCGCGGGACGUGGGAGGCCUCAACCGGCGAUGUUGUUGAUGUGACAAAGUUGGUUGAAGACAGGGUCGAAGUGUUUGAAUCCCAGCAUAGCGCCCUAAUGCAAGUUCUGGGAGGUCAGAUUGCCGAGUUUGUUUCAUCAGAGCUUCGAAGCGUGGGAUUCGGAAAAUCUCAGGUAGACAAAUAUCAGUCUCUUCUGGACAAAGCAGAGGAAACUUUCACAGGACAAUCAGCAACGGCGCACGAUGAGAUGAACGAAGUACUCGAAGAGAUCAAGGUUCUCCGAGAGGAAGUCAAGGAAAAAGUCGGUCAAGGCUUGAAUGGUCUAUCAGCAGCUGCGGAGCGUAUCUCGAGGGAGGUAAUCAAUGAAUUAACUGGUUUCCACACUCAGAUACACUCAUCUUAUAGCAAUUUGGGCCGAGACCUGAAAACAGUUUUUGAGAAUAUGGAAGAACAAUCCAGGGCACAAAAAGCAGAAAUUGAGGAACUUCGCAAUCAGCUAUUGAACUCUAAUCGCCAAGUCAUCCAAGAAAGCCAAGCAACGUCGAUAGAACUGGAGAAGGUGUUUGAAGAAGAGCAACGCGCUGCUGAGACUGAUCGUGCAAACCUGCUUUCCCAGAUUAAGCUUUUGAUCGAAGAGUCUGGACAGAAACGGUCGUCGAGACUCAGAGGUGGCGUGGAUAAGGUCAAGUCCGAUAUGACGCACUCGACAGAGAUACUGCAACAUGCCACGGAUGCGUACCAGAAUGGAAUGGAGAAGUGGGUUGAAAAGGACUCGCAAACAAUGACAGAUGUGGCAACAUCUAGGGAUGAUAUUAAGAACCGCAUGCAGGAAGACUGGGCGGUGUUUGAGGAGCGUAAUGCUUCCAUCAAAAAGGCGACUGAAUCCGUACACCAGGAGACAGUUCGGAUUGUGGACGCCCAAAUGCAAGGCAUGGAGACCCAGAUGGAGGCUUUGGAUGAUUUUGUCACCAAGGCGCGAUCUCAAAAUGGAGCACAGCAUGAAGCCUAUAUGUCCACGUUUGGGGACCUGUUGAACAAUGUCAAAGAAUCCUAUAGCUCCAUGGGUGGCGAGUUUAAUGGUUUGGAUGACCGCGUACACGCUUUCGAAAACAUGAUCACCCAGCAAAAGGACAGCAUCAACCAAUCCGUGGAGCCAUUUUCCAAGGACGUUCGCCAGCCUUUGGAGGAACUACGGAAAAACAUCCAAGGAGCUCCUAUGUCGGAAUACCAACCCACUGGAAACACUCCUCCUAGGACCAGUUACGAAUACGUUCAGACCUUGCCGCAAACGGAGCCACAUACAAGCCUGAUUUCGAAACUAAAGCAAGAAGGAACACAGCUCCUUCCCACAUGCCUCGAAGGAGACGAACUGGCACCACUUGGCUCACCAUCGAAAAGCCGGCUGGGAUCACCAUCAAAGACUCGGGUAUACAAUGACACUGAGGACGAGGUAGGAGAAUCUACCACCACCGCAGUCACAUCAUCAUCCAACACGGGUCUUAGGGAGGUCGAUAUAAACGUCGCCGCGAAACCACUCAAAUCUUCUAAUCCGUUAUCGUCACCGGAGGUGUCCAAAAUAAUCACUAUUGAAAAGGACGACAAUGAUUCUUCAACCCAGCCACCGUUGAAAAAGCAACAAACAUAUUCGGACAGCAAACUUCCGCAAAAGGCCCUUGCUAGGCGAGCGCCAACUGGAAUUACCUUGGAUGGGAGGGAAAACAUCCCUCUCGGCGCGAGUACUACUGGACGGCGCUUGCGAAAUAGGCAGUCUAGCGGCUGA